Molecule: messenger RNA, 965 nt
Organism: Vombatus ursinus (common wombat)
Lineage: Eukaryota; Metazoa; Chordata; Mammalia; Diprotodontia; Vombatidae
Gene: FAM163B
Product: family with sequence similarity 163 member B
Exons: 2
Coding region: 1-486 (161 amino acids)
Source: RefSeq, a predicted model, not a curated record
AUGACAGCCGGGACCGUGGUCAUCACAGGUGGAAUAUUAGCAACAGUUAUUUUGCUCUGCAUCAUCGCAGUCCUAUGUUACUGUAGGCUUCAGUAUUACUGUUGCAAGAAAGAUGAGUCAGAAGAGGAUGAGGAAGAGCCUGACUUUGCUGUCCACUCUCACGUCCCACCCCUCCACUCCAACCGAAACAUCGUACUGACUAAUGGGCCCUCACUCUAUCCAUCUUCCUCCUCAUCUUUCAACCAGAAAUCCCCCCAGUGCCACUCCGUCUGCCCCAGCUGCUCCCACUACGAACCACCGACGUUCUUCCUACAGGAUCCUGAGGAAGUUCGAAAUGGAGGGGAGCGCAUCAACUAUAAGAACAUCAGUCAGGAAGACAUAGAGCUGCCAGUGACCUUUGGCGGACUCCAGGCUCUCAACCCCAACCGCCUCUCUGCCAUGCGGGAAGCCUUCUCCCGAAGCCGUAGCAUCAGCACUGACGUCUGAGCCCCGUCCUAACCCCCUGCUCUGGCCCUGCAAAAGGAGAACUGGACUGGGAAUUUGAGAUCUGGGUUCUAGGCCCAGCUUUGCCACCAACUCACUAUGUGACCACAGGCAUGUCGUGGCCUCAGUUUCUUCACCUGCAAAAACAGAGGCUUUGACUAGAUGGUAUUUAAGGUUCCUUUCAGCUCCGUCAUUCUCUGACUUGGGAGCCUUCAGUCCAUCCUCUGGACAUUGAAAAACAGGUUGGCCACUGGGGAAUCCACUAGGGGGGCUGACUGAGAGAGCUUCUGAGAUGAUGGAUGUAUUUUGUUAGUUCACUGAUCCAGCACCAGAACAAGUCAUUCAGUCAAUCAGCAAACUAUUUCCUUAGCCGCUACUGUGUGUCCAGCUCUGCGUUAGGCACUGUAAAGGGCACACACACACACACACACAAAUAGAAAACGCAUUCCCUGCCCUCCAAAAGUUGACAGUCUAGUUGGGGA